This is a messenger RNA of Procambarus clarkii (red swamp crayfish), 1020 nucleotides long. The record is from RefSeq and is a predicted model, not a curated record. NCBI's taxonomy places the organism in Eukaryota, Metazoa, Arthropoda, Malacostraca, Decapoda, Cambaridae.
AUGUCUUGCACGAGACACCCCCAGGCAGGGCUCGUGUGCAAGGCACUGAUGAUCGUCCUGCACGAGACACCCCAGGCAGGGCUCCAGUGCAAGGCACUGAUGAUCGUCCUGCACGAGACACCCCAGGCAGGGCUCCAGUGCAAGGCACCGAUGAUCGUCCUGCACAAGACACCCCAGGCAGGGCUCCAGUGCAAGGCACUGAUGAUCGUCCUGCACGAGACACCCCCAGGCAGGGCUCCAGUGCAAGGCACUGAUGAUCGUCCUGCACGAGACACCCCAGGCAGGGCUCCAGUGCAAGGCACUGAUGAUCGUCCUGCACAAGACACCCCAGGCAGGGCUCCAGUGCAAGGCACCGAUGAUCGUCCUGCACAAGACACCCCAGGCAGGGCUCCAGUGCAAGGAACUGAUGAUCGUCCUGCACGAGACACCCCAGGCAGGGCUCCAGUGCAAGGCACCGAUGAUCGUCCUGCACAAGACACCCCAGGCAGGGCUCCAGUGCAAGGCACCGAUGAUCGUCCUGCACGAGACACCCCAGGCAGGGCUCCAGUGCAAGGCACUGAUGAUCGUCCUGCACGAGACACCUCAGGCAGGGCUCCAGUGCAAGGCACCGAUGAUCGUCCUGCACGAGACACCCCAGGCAGGGCUCCAGUGCAAGGCACUGAUGAUCGUCCUGCACGAGACACCCCAGGCAGGGCUCCAGUGCAAGGCACUGAUGAUCGUCCUGCACGAGACACCCCAGGCAGGGCUCCAGUGCAAGGCACCGAUGAUCGUCCUGCACAAGACACCCCAGGCAGGGCUCCAGUGCAAGGCACCGAUGAUCGUCCUUCACGAGACACCCCAGGCAGGGCUCAAGUGCAAGGCACUGAUGAUCGUCCUGCACGAGACACCCCAGGCAGGGCUCCCGUGCAAGGCACUGAUGAUCGUCCUGCACGAGACACCCCAGGCAGGGCUCAAGUGCAAGGCACCGAUGAUCGUCCUUCACGAGACACCCCCAGGCAGGGCUCCAGUGCAAGGCACUGA